Caenorhabditis briggsae is the source of this 693-nucleotide messenger RNA. The record is from RefSeq and is a predicted model, not a curated record. NCBI's taxonomy places the organism in Eukaryota, Metazoa, Nematoda, Chromadorea, Rhabditida, Rhabditidae. The coding region runs from base 1 to 693 and encodes 230 amino acids. The transcript is spliced from 4 exons.
AUGUUGGGCUUUCUUCUCCAUUUUCUAGUUAUUUUCUGGAUAGCAGAAGCAGCUAUCAUCAGUCUUCCAAAUACUGUUUCCCCAAAAGUUGAGAAUGUGUCAUCUGUGACAAUUCCUAAGAUUCCAAUGAGACCGAGAGGAUUCACUGCUGAUCGGGACUCGAAGAUAUUGGCAGUCCAAAGAUUCAAACUCCUCGUCUCUGAUUUCUUGACAGAUGCUCAACUUUCGAAAAGCAUUGACGUAGCAGCUGUUGGAAUGCACAAGGGUAAACCACUAGAUGAUAUUUUGGAUGAUGUUUACACACGACUCCGGCGAAACUUGACAACAAAACAAAUCAGUGAGCUGACGAAAGCGCAAAAGGGAUUAAUCGAGGAUCUGGACGAAAAGUCAGCCAAACUGGUGAAGGCUCGAGUAAAGAGAAUGAUUGUGUAUUCGUUUGAUCCUGCUGCUGAACAGAUUCACAAGUUUGCCACACGGCCUUCAAUGGCGUUUGCAUUGAUUGCGGAAACCAUCAAUGAGAGAUUUGUUGGAUCAGUCAAGGACCUGAUUCGAGACGUUCUGACGCCGAAAGAAUACGAUGUCUUCCGAAAACACUAUCAUCCAAGAAUUUUCAAGUUGGACAAUGAUGAUAAAAGCAUGGAAAUCGUGAAUAUGACAACUCCAAGAACUGUUAAUAAGCCUUUGUGGUGGUAG